AUGUACGAACGUACCGGCAAAGGAGAUGCUGGUGUGCGAGGAGCACCCUCCUCGACGCUCGUCUUCUCCGAGGCUGCACCGGAAGGGAAUCCUGCGAUCUUUCGUCAUACCACUCUGCAGGUAACAGCACCGUCAAAAAAAGCGACGAAUAGCCAUGUCACAAAUAAGAGCACUACUGCAAUACCAGGAACUCAAAUGACAGUCCCGAAGGCGAUGCGUUGGUCAACUCAUCUGAACCACGCAUUCGAACCAUUUCCUUACUCUAAGGCAAAAGCAAAUGCCACGCCUCAGGCCUUGAUCCGGCAGACUUUGCUGAAACCGUUGACGCCCAGCGAUAUGUUGCGUUCUGGGUACAUCUAUGUCUUCUGGCAUCCAGGUAGUAUGGGUUACAUCAAAAUCGGCUAUACUCAGAACAUCAAGAAGAGGCUUGAAGAUUGGCAUAAGCAAUGUGGAUUCAACCUCGAGCGGCACAAGAGUCUGGAAUCUAUGAACGUGACCAAGGUCCAGCACUUAGACCGAGUCGAGGAGCUAAUCCAUGCCGAACUUAAAGAAUACCGGGGGUUCGAGCCAUGUUGCAGUGGUUGCGGGAGAAAACAUCUAGAGUGGUUCCAGGUCGACCCGAGCUACGCUUUGAGGGUAGUGGCAAAAUGGACAAGAAGGUCCCUUUACUCAAACGGGGAAUUGGAUGUCAGCCAAGAGGAGAUCGAGAAGUUGUGCCAAUUGACCGAAGCCGACCGCCCACUACCGCCGCCCAAAAAGGGAGCGAAGAACUUCAACGGAAGCAUUCGCGGUGGUCGUCGGGCAUCAAAAGCCUAA
Molecule: messenger RNA, 816 nt
Organism: Cladophialophora bantiana CBS 173.52
Lineage: Eukaryota; Fungi; Ascomycota; Eurotiomycetes; Chaetothyriales; Herpotrichiellaceae
Exons: 1
Coding region: 1-816 (271 amino acids)
Source: RefSeq, a predicted model, not a curated record